Messenger RNA from Toxoplasma gondii ME49, 1940 nucleotides. RefSeq lists its product as hypothetical. The record is from RefSeq and is a predicted model, not a curated record. Lineage: Eukaryota; Apicomplexa; Conoidasida; Eucoccidiorida; Sarcocystidae. The transcript has 3 exons. Bases 84 to 1457 code for a protein of 457 amino acids.
GCAGAGAUACUACUGAAAAAAGUCCUCCAGGGGUUAAGCCUUCGCCAUCCACUGCCUCCCUCUUAUCUGCAGUGCCCACACGAAUGCGGUACAGGUGGAUGAUCCCAGAACGCCUUUGCAAUUUCCCUUCCAUAAAAAGUGCAAUCGAGGCAGAGCAUGAGAUACUGCGAGAUACCAUCACCGACAGUGAAAAAUCUGUGGAGGCAGGGAAGCAAGAAAAAAGCAUUCGUCGAGGAAGGCUGGAGGACACGUCGCUGCACUCUCUCAUAUCUUCUGAAUCCUUGGGGGGUUGCCUGUCAGUAAGGCAUCCCACGGAGAAACAAGCAUAUAUCACGUCAACACGCGUAGGACCGUAUGAACCAGUUCCAAGGAUGCCCAAACAGCACACUGCCUCGUCAACUACUGUGCCAUCCACCCAACAACAUCCUGGAACUGUGUCCUUUCCAUAUACUUCAUGCCACCCAUGCCCGCGCGAGGCAUCACGGGUCAGGGUACAGGAUUUAAAAAGUCUUAUUCCCUCCUCUCCUCCACCCUCCUGUUAUGGAAUUAAACCAGCUAUCUCGCUCUCCACUUCUCAAUGUCAUGACGUUAGGGCGUACAAUCAGGAGAAAAGCCUGUCGAAUGCGGAGAGAGAAGAAACCUUUCCUUCGUUCCGAAAAACCGUGCAAGCAGAGUCGAUAUCUUCACCAGAUCACUUGAUAUUUGACUGCUUUUCACCUCACAGAGGCACAGCUGCUUAUUCUGGAGUUGCCGGUGAGCGGAUUUCUCGACAACGCCCAGCGCGGGAGCCUGUGCCUUUCAGUUCCCGAUAUGCAGAACCACGUCCAAUACGUAUUAGCCGUGAAGGUUACGCAUUCGGAAAAUCGUCGGCUACGCAGUCACACACUCAGUCGUGUCUCGGCAGCCUCAGCCAAUUGCCUCCAUCUCCUCCUCUCGAGCAGCCUUUACCGUGCAAGAUGUACUACCAUAAUAUCCGGGCAGUUGCAGUUCACUACAUUGUCGACGAAGCGGGUCGGGAGACGGAGAAACGCGGACAGGUUUCGACGGAACAAACGGACGACGAAAAUCCUCAAGUGGGCAGUGGUGAGGAAGUUAAAAGGAAAAAUAACGGAGAAAAACGUAUGACCGCUCAGUUUUCCAGGUUUGAGGAGGAAGGAAGGAAUCGUCAGGGGGGGGUCCAGGGUGUACGUCCACAGCGAUCGUCCACUAGUCGUGUGAGAUGCAGAGUUUUUAGUUGUAAAAGAUAUGGAAGACAACAGGCAGAGAUUCUAGCCAAAGAGUUCCUCGACAAAAUUUCGUCUACCGGACCUUCCACAAUGUCACCUGACGACUCUAAUAUCUCCCUCCCUGCGGCCACAGACACCACCGUCACAGAUAACAUUUCGCUCCCUUCUUCAACACCCUUUUCUGUUGCCUCGGAGAAACUCUUGUUGGAAAAAGAAGCGAGCGUUGCUUGAUACAUGCGAGAAAGACUCAUAUCGUGAUGUUGGGAACGUCACGGGACCCGCCAUGACAAAACGGUCUGGCAUGUUUAUUCGUUUUGUUCCCAACCAUUGAUGUCGUUUCAAGGAUGCUCCUGUGAAAGUUCUUGCAUCUAACCCACAACACCUCGGACGACAGCAGAUGCACUGACUACAGUUUUUGGGCCAAGAUCAAAAUGAGGGAGACAAGUACACCUGCCGAGCAUUCUACACAUAUUUGCCCUUAGUCCAAUUUCAUGUAUUGAAGGACAUUCUGCAACAUACUACCAGCAGUUAAAUGAAACCGAAUUCACCUUCACGCAUGCGUAUCUGUAUAUCUCAGUCAAGGUGCGGUGGAAAUCGAUACGUGUCAUUAAGAAGAUGGAAGAGCCCGACAAAGAAGGGCAUUAUUGAUGUAUUUGUGGACAUGCAGAUAAAGCGUGAAACGAGAGGGAGCUUGCCUCUAAGCAACCAUGUUUU